Zingiber officinale is the source of this 1722-nucleotide messenger RNA. Its product is annotated as YTH domain-containing protein ECT2-like. Gene Ontology annotation, cellular component: cytoplasm. Gene Ontology annotation, biological process: mRNA destabilization. The transcript has 6 exons. The coding region runs from base 140 to 1498 and encodes 452 amino acids. Lineage: Eukaryota; Viridiplantae; Streptophyta; Magnoliopsida; Zingiberales; Zingiberaceae. The record is from RefSeq and is a predicted model, not a curated record. Gene Ontology annotation, molecular function: mRNA binding.
GUCUGUAUCUUGUUGACAGAUUCGCCCUUCUAACUAUCCCCCACACACGUAUAUACCGAUAAUUCCUCACUUCAAUUUCGCCGUGGUCGCUGCUGCCUUCAGAAAAAAACCCUACAUCGGUCUUCCUCCGCCGCCUCAGAUGGACACCAAUGAUCAUGCUGACUAUCUUCUUGGAAACAAUGUGAAUCCAGAGCAAGAACUGCCUUCAGGCUCAGAAAGUCUUUUUCAGCCAAAUGUGGCUUCAUCAGCCCAUCUUCAGCACACUGGGUCUUCAGGACCACUGAGCAGAUCUAGACCUCCUAGAACAAUAACAACCAUGACUGGAUCUUCAACAUCCCUAUUGGGUUCUGAAGGUUCAAAAACUACUAUAGGAAUUGACAGAGGCCAUUUAGAAGAUACUGCAAAGGUAUUGAAUCUGAAGCCAAAUUCUUCUGCUCAAUGUAACUUUCCUGGUGAAGAUAACAGGCCUGUUUACAAGGCUCGAAAUCUGACUUCUGAUUCUCAAUCAGUUGAAGCUACUCAGGGUCAUUAUAUCUCACAAACAAUAAACUCAACUUCUCACAAGCGAGGGGUUGGGCUUCUUAAUAGGCAAAACUAUGCUAAACCAAGAGUGACAGGACAAAGUGCCUUUGGCUAUGACAAGUUUGGAAGGAAUGGUAAUUAUAGCUCAUGUAGGAACACUCAAGAUUUAAGGGAGGCAGUUCGGGGUCCACGGGCUAAUAGAGGCACAUACAAGAGUUCUUUUGGCUCAACGGAUAGAAAGUCGAAUCCAAGUCAGCUUGUGUGUAGAAGUAAAUACAAUAAGCUAGAUUUUCAGACCAAGUAUGCGGAAGCCAAAUUUUUCAUGAUAAAGUCAUUUAAUGAAGAUGACAUUCACAAAAGCAUCAAAUAUAACGUGUGGGCAAGUACACCGCGAGGAAAUGAAAAGUUGGAUGCUGCAUAUUGGGAUGCACAAAGAGUAAUGUCAAAGGGUUCAAAGUGUCCAAUUUUCCUGUUCUUCUCGGUUAAUGCCAGUUGCCAGUAUGUAGGGUUGGCUGAGAUGCUUGGACCUGUCGAUUUUAACAAGGACAUGGAUUUUUGGCAGCAGGAAAAAUGGAAGGGGUUUUUCCCACUCAAAUGGCACAUUAUAAAGGACAUACCGAACCGACAUUUUCAGCAUAUUACACUUGAAAAUAACGACAACAAACCCGUAUCUUUUAGCAAGGACACCCAGGAGAUAGGGCUUCCACAAGGUCUCCAAAUGCUGCAAAUUUUCAAAGACUACAGUCCGACAACUAUGCUGCUUGAUGACUUAGAGUUCUAUGAAAAGAGAGAGAAGUCGCUUCAGGCUACAAGAUGGCGACGAUCUGCAAUGAUGAAUUAUGAUAGAAGGCUUUAUGACGAAAUGAAUUAUGCGGAACACUUGGAAGAAGCACUCAGUAAUCUGAAUGUGACUGGGAAGUCUGGAAACAAGUUUGAUCACCUGCCGUCAUCUAACUACACAAGAUUCGGUUCAUAACCACACGUCCCUUUGCACUCCUUUGCUCUAACACAAACUGUAGCAAACAGAAAGGAGAUCGCAAAAUCGCACACAUGGAUUGUGUCAAUUGUUCUUUCUCAUCAUACUUCUCCAAGUAAAUUCUUAGUUUUUCUCCAAGUAAUUCUUAUGCAUGAUUAAACUGAUGGGCAAUUUAUGAAAAUGCACUUCUAUUAUUAUUUUCAAUUGAAAUGUGUUUAGGAUAA